Messenger RNA from Ostertagia ostertagi, 894 nucleotides. The record is from the annotation of a GenBank genome assembly. Lineage: Eukaryota; Metazoa; Nematoda; Chromadorea; Rhabditida; Trichostrongylidae.
AAAACACUUCUGAUCAUUCCAGCCACACCGGCCGAUCGGAUCGCAUCUGAAUUCAACGGAGAGCGAUAUGUGGAGCUGUUCUUCAGAGUGCAUCUGAAGAGGAAAACUCUGUACUAUGGCCUGAAUUGGAUCAUACCAUCGAUUCUGAUCUCAAUCAGUAACGUUCUCGGCUUCACCAUGCCACCAGAGUGUGGUGAAAAGAUUACCUUACGUAAGUCAAAUCACGAAUCUUCUCUCCGUGACCGUGUUCCUCGGAAUGGUCUCCGAGAUCACUCCACCCACUUCGGAAUCGAUCCCUAUAAUCGCGGUAUUCUUCUCACUCUCAAUGCUCUUAUUGGGCUGCUCUAUCAUAGCGACGUUAGUCAUUAUCAAUGUUCACUUCCGAUCUCCAAGACUCAUCAAAUGGGGAAAUGGAUACAAUUAAUCUUCCUGGAAUGGUUACCGUGGUUUCUUCUGAUGUCACGUCCUGGAAAAAAAUUCACGCGGCGGCGGCAAAAGAGUCCUUCCGAAAAUGGAGAUGAGCCAUUCCGAAAAACUGCUGGCAAGCAUGUUGUGAUGAUAGACGACGAACAAAAUAGUCGAUUUCUGAAUGGAGGAAUUCCUGGCAUGGAAAAGGUCAAAGCACUGCGUCCUCACCUUAUUCGACGCUCGGAAACUUUUGCGGUGGACGACUCGAUCGAAAUGGGCAUACGCGAAAUUAUUGCUCUGCUGAAUGCCUUCAAGGAUCGGCUCGACGAGGAGGAUCGCGACUCUGACUUACAAGCUGAUUGGAAGUUCAUGGCGAUGGUCAUCGACCGGCUGUCGCUCUUCCUCUUCACAGUUCUCAUCGUCGCCACCACCUCUUUGAUAUUCCUCUCGACUCCACGACUCUUUGUCAAAUCGCCGGUCUACUAG